AUGUCUGCCUGUUACCUGAUGCACGGGAGGGAACCUGGUUUACAUGUGAAGAAGUUAAAGAAAGGUGAAAAUGAAAAAGGGACAUCAAAAGGAUCUGUGAUCACACCAGUGUUGCAGAAGUCAGAUUCCCUAACUGGUGGUCCACUACAAAAGAAUGAUGGCAGCCAUUUCAGUGAAAAGGAUCAGCAUGAAAGCAGACCUGCAAAGAAAAUUUCUAAGAAAAAGAACAAGGUCAAAAAGCAAAUUACUUCUAUGGAUGAUCUUGUCGACUUCAUUCAGUCAUCUGAAGCAGCUUCAGAGCAUUGUGAGUUGCCUUACUCUAAGAAUUUCAUGUUGCUGAUUGAACAACUUGGCAUGGAUUGUAAAGAUUAUGCUGGCUUCUUGAAAAUCCAAGAUAUACGUGUUUCCUAUGAGAAAUUAAGGAAACUUAACAAAAAUCACUGUAAACUUCUUAUGGGAAAAAUGACAAAAAUGGAAAAAAUGGUUAGUGCACUACAAAACGAGCUACAAGAAACCAAAGACAUGAUAUCACGGUUAGAGCAUCAAAAAGUUGAAUGGGAACGUGAAUUCUGCAGUUUGAGAUGUACCUUAAAACAAGAAGAAGAAGAAGAAGAAGAAGAAGAAGAAGAAGAAGAAGAAAGAAGAAAUGCUGAUAUGUUAUAUGAAAAUAUUAGGGAAAAGUUAAGAAGAAAAGAAGACGAAUAUAAGAAAGAAGUUGAAACAAAACAACAAGUUGAACUCGCUCUUAGAACGCUAAACAUGGAAUUGAAGGCCACCAAAAAUCAGGUUGUAGAAGAGCGCAGUGACACUCAGUGGCAACUUUCUCCAGAUCAGAAGGCCAGAGUCUUACAAGAUGGAAGUCUAAACAAUCACCUUUACAAGCAAAAGGAGCUAGAAAUGGCUCAUAAGAAAACUAGUUCUAAGGUAGUUGUGAGACAACUUCAACAAGAACUGGCUGAUACUCUGAAGAAACAGUCUAUGUCACAUCUUCAUCUGGAAGAUGAAACACGGAAUCUCAAGAAGAAAUUAGGUCAAAUCAGAAGUCAGUUGCAAGAAGAACAGGAACGACAUGCAGAGGCCGUAAGAUAUGCUGAGGAGAUGAAAGAUCAUGUGCAAAAGCUACAGGUUAAAAAUGCCAUGCAAGAAGCAACCAUCAAACAUCAAGUGGCCCAGAUUCAAGAUCUUGAGAGCAACGUGAUAAAGACACGUUUGUUACAAGAAGCACAGAAACGACAUGCAGAGGCCGUAAGAUAUGCUGAGAAGAUUAAAGAUCAUAUGCUAAAGUAUAAUUUAAACCUCACAGAAAAUAACUUGUUUAUUUAUAAAGCAGAUAAGCAGUGUACUAUGAGAAAUGUAUUAGUUAUGCGAGUAUAUCAUAAUUUCUGUAAUACCCUCACUUGUUCAGAAAUUACACGAUACAGUUUUAAAAUUAUGCAAGAAGAAACCAUCAAACAUCAAGCGGCCCAAAUUCAAGGUCUUCAGAGCAACUUGCUAAAGGCAAGUUUGUUGCAAGAAGCAAAGGAUCGAGAGGCAGAGGCCAUAAGAUAUGCGGAGAAGACGCUAGAAGUGCAAAAUGCCAGACAGGAAGAAACCAUCAAACAUCAAGCGGCCCAAAUUCAAGAUCUUCAGAGCAACUUGUUAAAGACAAGUUUGGCUGAUGUCCUUACAACAGAACUGGAAACUACAUCUUCAAAAUGUCUACACCUGGAUGCAAAAAAUCAAGUUCUUCAACAAGAGUUAUUAUCAAUGAAAUCUUUCGAAGAAGAACGUGAAAAACUAGAGAGCAAUAACAAGAAGUUACAGCAAGAAGUAGUAAAAUUGAAACAAUUUAUGGAAAUGAAUAUGGUAGAACGCAGUCAAGUGGAACAGUAUAAACGGGAGAUUGAAGAAAGAGCACGACUGGACAUAGAAGAAAAAUUACACGAAGUCAACCUGUUUUUACAGGCACAAGCAGCAGCUCAAGAAGACUUGGACCAGUUAAGAGAAAAUGCUCAUGCUUCAACGAGAAGUCAAAUGGAACUUAGAAUUAGAGAUCUGGAAUCUCAGGUCUCUACAAUGAAGACUUCUCAAGAAGAUUCGACUAAAACAGAGUUGGAAACCUACAGGCAACUCUACCUAGAAGAAUUAAAAGUUAGAAAGUCCUUGAGAAAUAAGCUGAACAGGACUAAUGAGAGACUGUCAGAGAGCAAUACAAAACUUCUUGUGGAGAGACAGCAGCACCAAACUUUACUCAGGACCCUUACUAUGAGCCCAGGCCUGGAACCACCUUAUUGUGGACAUUUUGAAAAUAAUUUAGUGCUCAAUGGAAACUUUACUCCAGGAGGAAACUUAGUGAUUCCUACCUUGAACCCACGGCCGUCAUAUGACUACUGAGAGACUUCCUUGUGGAAGAUGCAGCGGGAGUUGGAAAGAAUAACCAGAGCACUAGAAGAAGCUGCUACCGAAUUUGAAUGAGGAUCCUGUAGAAAUCCUUUAGUAUCUACUGAUGAUUCAAUUCUAAAUCAAGAUCCAGUAUGGAAAGCGCCACGAGAAUAUGUACAGAUUUUGAACAAAAAUUAUACAAUUUGAAAAAUAAAUAGAAAAAAUUUACUGGAUGCUUACAAAACAUUUUCAUUGCUUCCCAAUUGAACACACUAUACGGCAAAAUCUUGAUUAAAGGAAAAAGUUUUUGUUUCA
Molecule: messenger RNA, 2676 nt
Organism: Neofelis nebulosa (Clouded leopard)
Lineage: Eukaryota; Metazoa; Chordata; Mammalia; Carnivora; Felidae
Product: ankyrin repeat domain-containing protein 26-like
Source: RefSeq, a predicted model, not a curated record